Molecule: messenger RNA, 1823 nt
Organism: Caretta caretta (loggerhead turtle)
Lineage: Eukaryota; Metazoa; Chordata; Testudines; Cheloniidae
Gene: LPCAT2
Product: lysophosphatidylcholine acyltransferase 2
Cellular component (GO): endoplasmic reticulum
Molecular function (GO): 1-acylglycerophosphocholine O-acyltransferase activity; lysophosphatidic acid acyltransferase activity; calcium ion binding
Source: RefSeq, a predicted model, not a curated record
CCCCCCGGGCGGCUCAUGCGCAGGUGGCGGCGGGAGGCGGAGCAGCCCUGCGGCGGGGACUCGGAGCCCGGCGGCCGGCGCGGCGGGGCCAUGGCGCCGCGGCUCUUCCCCCUGCCCAGGCAGCAGUCGCUCUACCCGCCCAGCGUCCGCAACCCCUUCGUGCACGAGGGGCGCCUGAGCGCCCAGGACAAAGCGCGGACUGUCCUGUUGGGGAUUAUCCUGCUUCCAUUUCGUGCCAUAUGCAUUGCAUUAAUUUUGCUGCUAACAUGGCCAAUUGCAGCUAUUGUGACUUUCUGCCACCCUGAGAGAGGGUCUGUGCCGCUCAUGGGAUGGAAGAGGAAAGUGAUCCAAUGUGCCUUCCAGUGCUUAGGUCGUGCUUUGUUCUUCUUGAUGGGCUUCCAAAUUAAAGUGAAGGGGAAAGUAGCAGGUCCCUUGGAAGCCCCAAUCUUUGUGGCAGCUCCUCACUCAAGCUUCUUUGAUGGAAUUAUUAGUGUCGUAGCUGGAUUUCCAUCGAGCGUAUCCAGGGUAGAGAACCUGUCGACCCCAGUAUUUGGCACAAUUAUCAGAUCCUUCCAGCCUAUAUUGGUAUCACGUCUAGACCCAGAUUCUCGAAGGAAUACAAUCAAUGAGAUAACUAAACGAGCAACAUCAGGAGGCCAGUGGCCACAGGUACUGAUUUUCCCAGAAGGCACCUGUACAAAUCGUUCUUGCCUGAUCACCUUUAAACAAGGAGCCUUUAUUCCAGGAGUUCCCGUGCAACCGGUGCUGCUCCAAUAUCCAAACAAACUGGAUACUGUGACCUGGACAUGGCAAGGCUAUUCAUUCAAACAACUUUGUGUGAUGACUUUUUGCCAGCUGUUCACCAGGAUAGAAAUUGAGUUUCUACCUGUUCAUGUUCCUACUGAGGAAGAGAAAAAGGAUCCUUCUCUUUUUGCCAACAGAGUCCGUAAUAUCAUGGCAACGGCUUUGAAUUUGCCAGUUACAGACCAUACUUUUGAAGACUGCAGACUUAUGAUUUCAGCAGGACAGCUGACCUUGCCCAUGGAAGCAGGCCUGGUGGAGUUUACCAAAAUCAGCAAGAAACUGAAUCUAAAAUGGGAUCCUAUCCGAGAUCAACUGAAUACAUUUGCUGCUAUUGCAAACGCCUCCAAAGGGGGAAGAAUUGGAAUGGAGGAGUUUGCCAAGCAUUUGAAGCUGCCUGUCUCAGAUGCUCUCAAAGAGCUGUUCCUACUCUUCGAUAGGAAUGGAGAUGGUACCAUAGACUUCCGAGAAUACGUGAUUGGUGUGUCUGUUCUUUGUAACCCUGCCAACACAGAAGAGACUAUUCAGAUGGCAUUUAAGCUCUUUGACAUUGAUGAUGACGGCAGCAUAACAGAAGAAGAGUUUGCUUGUAUUCUCCGGUCAUCUCUUGGAGUGCCUGACCUUGAUGUUUCUCAACUCUUUAAGGAAAUAGACACAAAUAAUUCUGGGACGGUCACCUAUAAUGAGUUUAAGGACUUUGCAUUCAAGCAUCCAGAAUAUGCCAAGUUAUUUACUACAUACCUGGAUCUACAGAGGUGCCAGCUACAGACAUCAGACGAAGAAGGCGAUUAUCAGACACCAGGAGACACAUUCUCACAGAGUAAGACAUCAGUCUCAGAAAAGACCCCAAUCGCAAGAAAUAAAGUUUGUCCUGACGGCAAUGAAGAAGACCUCUCAAGUACUUCAGACAAAAAGGAUGACUAAGUAUAAACAGCCUGAUGAUUUUGCAUUUACACUGUGCAGAUUUCACUGUUUUAUAUCAAAUGUGCUUGUUGAAUAUUGAUAAAAGUUAAGAUUAAGAA